CUGGGCUCCUCCCAGAGACAUCUGAGGCUCCGGAGCCGGGCAGGCCUGCUGGGGUCAAGGUGGCGGGGCCUUGACCAGAAAGGAAGUAACCUGAUGACACACCGAGCAGGCCUGGCCCCAGAGGAAUCUGAAGCGUCCUACUGCCCUGGGGUGUUGGUCACAGCUGCCCCAAUCCCAGCCUGCGGAUGCUGCAAUUACCUCAGAGCAUGAAACCGGCUUCCCACCUGACUGAGUCAGCUGAAAACAAAACACAGCUCUACCACACGCUGGCACAAACAGCCAAGCCACUAAUCAGAGUCCCCAGAUGCUGGCAGAGAGCACAGCCCUACACUGGCCAGGAGAUCAGCACACGCCAGGAACCACCGGAGAAAAGGUGGACAGGGGCCCAGCUGCUGCCUGCUGUGGAAGGAGAGCUGCUCCCGAGGGAAGGCCAGCCCUGCACACCAGCCCUUGGCCGUGUAUUGUCCUGCUCUGCCCAGUAGGAACUCCUAACGCUCUGAUCUCCUGGACAAAUCUUCCUCCUGUUAGUCUUGCCUCCAAGGCGGAAAACCAAGGCCCACCGUGAGGAGAAACCCACAGCCUCUGCUAGUAGCCUCUGAAGGGUGUGUCCUGGUUCCUGGCAUUCGGCACUCUAGCAAAUGGUCACUUGCUGAGCCCCUUUGUGGGGCUUCUCAGAUGCCAGACCCACUGGAUAACUGAGCUCCAUGGAGACUUGGCGAAAAGGCUCUUUCCGCAACGCCUCCUUUUUCAAGCGAGUGACCCUGGGGCGGCCCAGGCGACUUCGGCGACAGGGCAGCAUACUUAGCCAGGCCAGCACUGCUGGCGGUGACCACGAGGAGUACAGCAACCGAGAAGUCAUCCGGGAACUGCAAGGGAGGCCAGAUGGCCGGCGGCUGCCCCUGUGGGGGGAUGAGCAGCCCCGGGCCACCCUGCUGGCCCCACCCAAGCCCCCGCGCCUCUACCGAGACAGCUCCAGCUGCCCCAACAUUUUGGAGCCCCCGGCAACCUACACUGCUUCCUACUCGGCCACCUUGCCCUCAGCCAUCUCCCUGACAGGACCCCUCCACCAGUGCUCAGAGGAGGGCCUUUUGGACACUCCCCAUUUCCCGAGGACACCUACUCCGGACCUCAGUGACCCUUUCUUCUCCUUCAAAGUGGACCUGGGGAUUUCACUUCUGGAGGAAGUUCUACAGAUGCUGAAGGAGCAAUUCCCCAGUGAGCCCCACUUCUGACCCUGGUGAGGAAAGAGAGAACUGGGGAGACGGGAGGAGUGGAGCCUGUGGGGUGGAAGGUACAGUGUGGAUUAAAGAACAGGCGGGGACAGGAAGCCACAGUCGUGCCUGUCCUCUGGCUGUUGACCAAUCCUCCAAAUCACCCAGAGUGAAGGCACAGAAGCCAGCUGGGAAUGUAUGGGGCCACUUUGUGACAGGAGCCCUGAAGGAAGCUGGAGAGGCCAGGAAAAGGAAGCUCCAACCUGCAACCACAGGAAUCAUUCAGAGGUCAGCGGAGACGGGAUGGCAGAGGGGCGAGUCAGAGAGUAGGGCUCAGACUGGGCAGGACAGACAGUGCCUGUACCAGCCUCCAAACCACUGUCAUCAGGGAAGUCACAGGCCACAUCUAGGAAGAAGCAGUCUGAGAGUAAAGGAGAGUUGGGAGGCCAGAGAGGGACAGGAAUAGACAAGUCACCACUGACUUCAUGACUGGUUAAGUUAAUGUAAUAAAAGCAAACUGAAGAUGCCAUUCCAGAGGCUGGGGAAUGGCUCAGAGGACAAAGUGCUUGCUGUGCAAGCAGGAGGACCAGGGUUCACACCUUCAGUACCCACACUGAAAAGCUGGGCAGGUGUGCCAGCCACCUGGAAUUUUAGGGUUAGGUGGGGAAAGGAGGGGUCCCAGGGACAGGCUGGCUGGUUAGACUAGCCAAAUCGGCAGACUUCAGGUCCAGAGACCCUGCCUCAGUAAAUAAAAAGUGACGAUCAAGAAAGACACCUGAGAUCAACCUCUGUCCUACAUGCGCGUGCGCGAGCGCGCACGCGUGCACACACACACGCACACGCACACGCACACGCACACGCACACACACACGCACACACACACGCACACCCCAUAUGGAUACAAACACAAAGAAAAAUUCAGUUACUUUUCACCCUAGCCAAUUUUUGUUUGUUUUUGAGACAGGGUCUCAUAUGUAGUGAGGUGGCCUUAAACUCAUCCUCCAACCUCCACCUCUGGAGCGCUGGGAUCACACCUAGGUAUUUUAUGUGGUGCUGGGGAUGGAAUCCAGGACUUCAUGCAUGCUAAACAAGCACUCUACCAAAAACGAGCCUCAUGCCAGCCCUCUACCCACAUUUUAAAGAUGUUUUUAAAAAUCAUUUUUGAUUGAGUGUGUGCGCACACACGCAAGUGUCUGCUGGUGCCUGCAGAGACCAAAGGUGUUCAAUGCCCCUGGAGCUAGAGCUACAGGCAGUUGUGAGCCACCUGAUGAGGGGGCUAGGGAGGAACUCAGGGCCUCUGGAAAAGCAGUAUGUUCUUAAUUGCUGAGCCAGCUCUCCAGCCCCCUUAGCCACAUUUUAAAUCAGCAACCACACUUGACUGAUGGCUACCAUACUGGACAACAGAACGUAAACACUGGUAUUGACAGACCAACAUUCACUGGACUGUGCUGGCCAGACACUAGUGCGUAAGGAAAGGAAGAGGCCAGCUCUGGGCUGCAAGUGCAGGACAAGUAGGCAGAGGAAAAUGCAGGGGAAAGGUCCAGCAUCAUUAGCAAAACAGAGAGCAUGAGACUCAAGCUGCCCACAGAUCUGUGAGCAAUCAACCCCUGUGUGUGGGGAAGCAGCUCUGGGAAGCAUUGGGUAUGAGAGGUUCUGGCAAUGGCUGCAAGAAAAGCAGCCUUCCUUCCAGCAGAGUGGGCGGAUAGCCUGGCCAGGGAAAGAAUGAUGCACCAAAGAGGCACCAGAGUCCGCCCACAGGCCUGGGGGGCUCUGCCUUGCCCAAAACAGGCCAAGGCUACCAACUGUGCUACUAUCCUGCCCUGUGGCUUGGUCAGAUCUGAAUCCAGAGCCCAGAAGCACUGGACCUGGCCUCCAGGCCACUCAAAGCGUGAAACAGGGUAGAAGGAAGCUGUGACACACACUGCCUCCACAAAUCCACAUCUAUGACGUCUCUUUCCUGCUCCUGUGCAGAGGGGCCCAGCUGCAAGGCUCCUCUGGACAGAGGAGGCAAUGAAUAAAGGUUUUU
Psammomys obesus (fat sand rat) is the source of this 3237-nucleotide messenger RNA. RefSeq names its product chromosome unknown C15orf62 homolog (gene CUNH15orf62). Bases 705 to 1232 code for a protein of 175 amino acids. The transcript has 2 exons. The record is from RefSeq and is a predicted model, not a curated record. NCBI's taxonomy places the organism in Eukaryota, Metazoa, Chordata, Mammalia, Rodentia, Muridae.